This is a messenger RNA of Saccharomyces paradoxus, 2973 nucleotides long. It is a transcript of the gene SIR3, whose product is annotated as chromatin-silencing protein SIR3. Gene Ontology annotation, molecular function: chromatin binding. The record is from RefSeq and is a predicted model, not a curated record. The transcript has a single exon. NCBI's taxonomy places the organism in Eukaryota, Fungi, Ascomycota, Saccharomycetes, Saccharomycetales, Saccharomycetaceae. The coding region runs from base 1 to 2973 and encodes 990 amino acids.
AUGGCUGAAACAUUAAAAGAUCUAGAUGGAUGGCAAGUUAUCAUUACAGAUGACCAGGGGAGAGUUAUUGACGAAAACAAUAGAAGAAGAUCAAGAAAAAGAGGAGGAGAAAAUGUGUUUCUGAAAAGAAUUUCUGAUGGAUUGAGUUUUGGGAAGGGGGAGAGCGUAAUAUUCAACGAUAAUGUGACGGAAACAUAUUCUGUCUACUUGAUCCACGAGAUCAGACUCAAUACACUAAAUAAUCUUGUGGAGAUUUGGGUUUUCUCUUACUUAAGAUGGUUCGAACUCAAACCAAAGUUAUACUACGAACAAUUCAGGCCAGAUAUAAUGAAGGAAAAUCAUCCCGUGGAAUUUUACAAGGACAAAUUUUUCAACGAAGUAAAUAAGAGUGAGUUAUAUUUAACUGCUGAACUAUCAGAGAUUUGGCUUAAGGAUUUCAUUGCAGUUGGACAAAUACUUCCAGAGUCACAAUGGAAUGAUAGCAGUAUCGAGAAAAUAGAGGAUAGAGAUUUCCUAGUACGUUAUGCAUGCGAACCUACUGCAGAAAAGUUUGUUCCAAUUGAUAUUUUUCAAAUCAUAAAAAGAGUCAAGGAAAUGGAACCCAAACAAUCUGAUGAAUACUUGAAAAGAGUAUCUGCACCAGUGAGUUUGAAUAAGACAAAUAGACAGGUAAUACAUAAGAUAGGGCUUGAGAGAUCUGUAAAGAGACAGCAGAGACUAGCAAAGAAACCUCCAAUGAAAGAAAUUAAAGUCGAACCCUCUUCUGAUGACGAUACAAAUAAGGAAAAUGUAUCGUAUAAGCAGGGAACCUCAGAAAUGUAUGGUUCACAGUCUCCCGAAAGAAAGUCUUUCUUUCUUAAUAGCUCAUCAGCGUCACCUACAGCGCUAACAUCACCCACAGAUUCUUCGAGGAUUGUACAAAAAAGAUCUAUAUCAAAGGAAUUGAUCGUUUCGGAGGAAAUACCAAUAAACUCCUCAGAACAAGAAUCCGAUAAUGAAGAACCAAGGGAACCAAACAUUGAACUUCAGCGAAAAUCAUCUGUGAUUUCAGCCCAACCGGAAUCAAAAUUGGAGAAUACAUCUACAGAAUUUAUUCACCGCCAAGAGAAUUUUGUACAUGAAAACAAUCCACCAAGAGUAAGUGAUGAUAGUGAACUUGAAGAGGAAACAGAUGGAUUUACCUCCGAAAGUUCCGGUGAAGCAAUAAUCGCAGUAAAUAAAAGACGUGGGACUCAUGGAAGCAAAAUGAGCAGAAAAACUAAAAAAAUCCACAUUCAAGAAACACAAGAGCUACCUCAAAAUGACGACACAGAAACAGAUAACGAGAUAGAAGGAAAUGGAAAAAUUGGAAUGCUCAUGGGUAGUACCAAAGACAAUAGUAUUAACAAUAAAUCUAUUCCAAGAAAAGGUAAUGCCAAGAUGAUUGAUUUUGCUGCUUUGUCAAAGUUGAAAAAAAAAUAUCAGAUGAUUUUAGACCGAUUUGCUCCAGGUAGUCAAGUUAUAGAUUUGUCUCAAUUGAAGAGAGCAAGAGACGAACAGUCAAGUCUGGACGUUGCAAGCCUCGAGGAUAAGCUUAGAAAAACACGUUCCACACCUGGAAAGGAAACCAUUCUGUCAAAGCUUAAUGGUAAGAUCGACUUAGAAGAAUUAAUCAGGGAAUCAUUACGAAAGAGAGAACUACAAAAAUCACAAGUCGAGGAUUUCAUAAAACUAUUUCUUCCAAUGUACGAGAGUUUAAUGUGUUCUCAAAAUAAAUUAUUUUAUGUGGCCAAUGCAGACGAUUCUACGAAAUCCAGCCUAGUGGAUGACGUGAUGGAUGAGCUUGUAACCUCAUCAGUUCAAAAGGAACUACCCAUUUUCGAUUACAUUCACGUCGAUGCGUUGGAAUUGACAGGAAUGAAUGCAUUAUUUGAGAAAAUAUGGUCCUCCAUCUCUAAAGAAAACCUAUCUGGUGAUAUAUCACUGGAAGCCUUAAACUUCUAUAUUACUAAUGUUCCGAAAGCAAAAAAGAGAAGGACAUUGAUAUUGAUCCAAAAUCUCGACGACCUACUGAAUGAAAAGAUAUUACAAUACUUUGAGAAAUGGAUUUCUUCGAAAAAUUCGAAAUUAUCUGUCGUUUGUGCAGGCGGACACAAUGUGAUGAUUAAAGAACAAAUAAAUGUGAUGCCCUCGUUCAAACCACACUUUACUGAAAUCAUACUUAAUAAGGUAAACAAAGAUGAAUUGCUGCAAAUGAUCAUUACGCGACUCAAAUCUUUAUUGAAACCGUUCUACGUAAAAGUAAACGAUAAAAAGGAAAUGGCUAUUUACAAUAAUAUUCGUGAAGGACAGAAACAAAAUAUACCAGAUAACGUGAUAGCAAUCAAUCAUAAGAUCAACAACAAAAUCAUUCAACUGAUUGCAAAAAAUGUAGCGAACGUAAGUGGUAGUACCGAAAAAGCUUUUAAGAUAUGUGAGACUGCCGUAGAAAUCUCUAAAAAUGACUUCCUGCGGAAAGGUGGUCUACAAAAGGGUAAACCAGUAGCAUUCCAGGAGAUGGUACCACGCUAUUUUUCAGAAGCUAUUAACGGAUUCAAAGACGAAACUAUCUCAAAAAAAGUUAUGGGAAUGUCUCUAUUGAUGAGGACAUUUUUAUACACCCUGGCACAAGAAACCGAAGGCACGAAUCGCCACACGCUUGCUCUGGAGACUGUCUUAAUUAAGAUGGUGAAGAUGUUGCGGGACAACCCAGGCUACAAAGCAUCAAAAGAAAUUAAGAAGGUCGUAUGCGGUGCCUGGGAGCCUAAGAUAACUAUAGAAAAACUGAAGCAGUUUUCUUGGAUAAGUGUAGUUAAUGACCUGGUGGGGGAAAAAUUAGUCGUUGUGGUACUUGAAGAGCCAAGCGCAAGUAUCAUGGUGGAGCUAAAACUUCCUUUAGAAAUAAGUUACGCUUUUUCGAUGGACGAAGCAUUCAAGAAUGCAGACUGCAUUUGA